Molecule: messenger RNA, 989 nt
Organism: Arvicola amphibius (Eurasian water vole)
Lineage: Eukaryota; Metazoa; Chordata; Mammalia; Rodentia; Cricetidae
Gene: S100a11
Product: S100 calcium binding protein A11
Exons: 6
Coding region: 1-855 (284 amino acids)
Biological process (GO): regulation of cell population proliferation
Cellular component (GO): cytoplasm
Molecular function (GO): calcium-dependent protein binding; calcium ion binding
Source: RefSeq, a predicted model, not a curated record
AUGGUAGCUGGUCACAAUCCUGUCACCACAUUCAUCACGAGCGUGUAUGCCCAUUCAGGGAUAGACUCUACCCUAUACAGAAAUCAGCUUACAACACCCAAGAGCAAUGCUUGGCCCAUAGGAGGUUCUCAGUGGAAUCAAAAGAAGAAGGCUGGCCUCAAACUUGCAGCAAUCUUUGGCCUCAGCCUUGCCAGAGCUGAGGGCCCAGGCAGAGCCACCAUGUCUGACUUGUCAAGUGCCAGGAACUGUGAGUCUGAAGGAAAGAGGAAAUUGCAGAGGAGGACUGGCCUCCUGGAGCCACAAGUCAGAGAGGGAGAGAGGCCCGUUGAGUUCCAGGGAGGACAAUGGGUGUGUGUAUGCCUGAGUCCAAGCAAAGCUAGUUCAGAAGGCCCUGGGGACAGGCCAAGGCCUGCGGAGGGGCGGGGGCGGGGCGGUCCCGGCUUGAGUCAGGCUGAGGGGCGGGACCCGGACCCCGGUCUCCACUGCCACUCCCGUACCCGCCGCUGUCAGCUGCAGUCGCCGUCGGUCUCGCUCCUCACCAGCUUGGCGAAAAUGUCCAAACCUACAGAGACUGAGCGGUGCAUCGAGUCCCUGAUUGCUGUUUUCCAAAAGUACAGUGGGAAGGAUGGGAACAGCUGCCAACUCUCCAAAACCGAGUUCCUCACCUUCAUGAACACGGAGCUGGCUGCCUUCACGAAGAACCAGAAGGACCCUGGUGUCCUGGACCGCAUGAUGAAGAAGCUGGAUCUCAACAGUGAUGGGCAACUAGAUUUCCAAGAGUUUCUCAACCUUAUUGGUGGCUUGGCUGUAGCAUGCCAUGAUUCCUUCCUCAUGAGUUCCCAGAAGCGUUUCUAACCUCCCCACUUCCCUUCCAGCCCCCAAGUCAUCACAUCCUCCCCCACCCACACCUGCACUGAGCCCACCACAUCCGACAUAACAUGCAGCCUGUUCCUGCUAGCAGAAAUAAAACAAUGUAAUUUUUUAAUGUA